AUGAUUUUAAUUCGUAAACCUAUAAUAAUAAUAAAUCCUUUCAAAGCUUUAAACAGAUCUUUUUUUCAGAAUCAAUCCAUCACAAUACAUAAUAAAAAUAUCAAUUUAAAAUCUUUUAUUAGUAACAAUAAUAACAAUAGUAAAAUUUGCUAUUUUUCAACAGUUUCAACAAUCAAAAAUUCCAUUAAUAAUAAUGGCACUAUCACCACUACCACCACUACUAUUAAGGGCUUUACUACUAGAAAACCGAAACCUUUACCACAAUUAGAAAAAGAAAAGGCUAAACGUGUUUUCUAUGGGGUGGUUGGUGUUUCAAUGUGGAUAGUGGCGACUGUUUGUUUUUUUAAUUAUGAACGUGUCAACAACAAUAUAAUUCAAACAAGUCUACUUCAUAUUAAAAAGAAUCCAUUAGCCAUAGAAACUUUAGGGAAUAAUAUUGGUUUUUCUUCAAGUUGGCCUUGGGUUAUUGGAAAAGUUAAUAUUUUGAAAGGAAAGGUGGAUGUGAAAUAUUCUGUGAAAGGAAAUAAAGCUAAAGGUAAAAUUCAUUUUCGUGCAAUCCGUAUUCCAUUGGAAAGAAAUUGGAAAGUCUUGGAAUUUUCAUUGACAAAAGACAAUGGAGAAGUUGUCUUGCUUAAAUUACCAAACGAACAAUUUUUUCAUACUUAA
This is a messenger RNA of Entrophospora sp. SA101, 666 nucleotides long. NCBI's taxonomy places the organism in Eukaryota, Fungi, Glomeromycota, Glomeromycetes, Entrophosporales, Entrophosporaceae. The record is from the annotation of a GenBank genome assembly.